UUUUUCCUUCUUUUUUUUAUACAAAUAUUAACUUUAACUGAGAAUUACUCAGUUUAAUUUAUCUUAUGAAGAAAUAGGGCUCACGGUGAGUGUGAACGGUCAGUAGGGGAUGCCUACUGCCCUUAAGCACCUGACCUUAAAAACUGAGAAUAGACUUAAGUCAAAAUUGUUAUUACCGGUACCUUGAUAUUUAUUUAGCACAGGUGUUUUUGAAGAAAAAAAACUGGUUUAUAAAGUAUAAAUAAAUGUAAACAUAUAUUGGAAAUUUAUCGUUUAUGACAAUUAAUUCAAAAGCCUAUAGAUUUCUCAGUUGAUGUUCGUGAGGUUAGAUCUCACUUCCGGUGCGUCCAGGAGUCCGUAUUUGCCCUACCCAUGAGACUGAUCGCUAUUCGUUAUUUUCUCUUUUUCAUUCAGAAUAGCAGGUGAAUCUUAAUGGAAUUCUUGGACUUUUAAAGCAAUAGAGCGACUGUCAGUUUUGAUGGGCAACAAAGAGCCCGUAUCGUAUACAGUUCUUUACUCACUUUAUUUAUUUGUGUUUAGAGUAACUAAUAUCUCAUAACAAUGAUAGAGAUUAAGUAACGGCAAGCUCGUAUGAGCACAUGAGUCAUCCUUAUAUUGCCAACUUUUUCACAUCAAGGAUGUUAGUGAGUGACCAUUGCCACAGUCUUCAUGACUAUUAAUACAUGUGAGCUUGCUGCCAUCAUUCGCAGUGUUCAAGUCUAUUUGAGGGUACGAUAUGACCGCAUUUAAGGUUUUUGUACCUCAAAUUCGUUUAUUGCUAAAUAUCUUACUUACAUGUAACAUGUGAUUGGUUAUUGAUGCAACGGCAAAUCAACGUAAACUGCAUGUAGCACUCUGCUAAACGUCAUUCAUCUUCACAUUCAUCUUGACAUGCAUAUGAUAAUAAUGAUCAAAUUGUUAGCAAUACCUAUGAUGGAUUUUACCCAGGGUGAAGCGAAAUUAGAAUUUUCGAUGACAAAUGACAGUGACAACAGACCAUAGGACUAAUAAAUUAAUUUCAAUGUAAGUUUCAAUAAUUGAUUUUUUUGUAUCAAUUGGGUCAACAUUACUUGGAUCUCUCUCUCUCUCAGCUAUCCCCUAGCAUUGUAAUUAUCCUAAUUGUAUAAUGUGCAAUGUCAUUCGCAAGCAAUUGGCAAUCUCUAAGUUUUGUUCCCAAACUACAGUCAUCUUUCAUAUUAUCGCAUUUGGUCAGCGUUAAGCGGCUUGUACCAUCCACAACAACUUAACCUUGUUAACGACCGUAUUCUGGAUUUGGUCAAUUAGCAUGCUCCUGCACUUUGAGUCUUAAACCAAUAUUGCAUGUGUGUAUGUGUGUGUGUGUGUAAUUUUCACCGGGUUAAAAUUGGUCCUUCUCUACCCAUUGCUUGUCGUAAGAGGUGCUUAAAUGGGGCGGUCCUUCGGAUGAGACCGCAAAAACCGAGGCCCUGAACAUGUGUCACAGCAGAUGUGGCACGAUAAAGAUCCCUCCCUGCUCAAAGGCCGUAAGCGCCGAGCAUAGGCCUAAAUUUUACAGCCCUUUAUCGGCAAUGGUGACGUCUCCAUGUGAGUGAAACAUUCUCGAGUGGGACGUUAAACAUUAUGGAAUCAAUCAAUGAAAUCAAUUUUCAAUAAUUUAACUCUGGAUUUUAGAGUUCAAUUUUCAUACAUUUUAUACACGUUUUAAUGUGAUCGCAUUGUAGUGUGUAGCUCUUAUGAAAGGUAAGCGUAGAUGUAGGUUAAUUAAGCCUGCGUAGGGGUAAUUGUACAUGUAUUGUCCAGCAUAAGGAAGGACGCACACAUGUGCACAUUGAUGUAAAGCCUUGGGGGAUAGGUAGGCGUAAAUGUAGUCCAACCAGACGAACUGAGUGGUAAGCGUAGGUGUAGUUCCAGUUUGGUAAGGGGUAAACGUUCAGUCAUGUAGGUACAGGCUUGGCAUAGAUAAAAUAGAGAUUCAAUUCAGAAAAGGGAAAUGUAUACUUGUCGAUCUAGCCUAGGGCUCGAGAUUGAUUAACACAUGUGUAGGUCUGGCUUGGAGAUUGAUUAGCACACAUCUAUGUAGGUCUAGCCAGGAAGUUGAUUCGCACACAUGUAGGUCUAACCUGGUGAUUGAUUAGCACACCUAUAGGUCUAGCCAAGAGAUUAAUUAGCACACCUGUAAGUCUAGCUUGGAGAUUGAUUAGCACACGUGUAGGUCUACCUAGGAUAUUGAUUAGCACACAUGAAGGUCUAACCUGGUGAUUGAUUUGCACACAUGUAGGUUUAGCCUGGUGAUUGAUUAGCACACAUGAAGGCCUAACCUGGUGAUUGAUUAGAACACAUGUAAGUCUAACCUGGAGAUUGAUUAGCAUACAAGCAAGUCUGUUCUGGUGAUUGAUUCGCACGCAUGUAGGUUUAGCCUUGUGAUUGAUCAGCACGCACGUAGGUCCAACUUAGUGACGGGUUAGCGUACAUGUAGGUCCCAUAUAUAUGUGGAGGGGUAUCGUAUAUGUACAUGUAGGUCCAGCUCGACCUUAACGCCUGUCCGUCUGCUAGAGAUCGACAAAUAAUCGGGAGGAUUGGAAAACUAUAAUUGUUAUAUGCGUUAGAAAGCCUACAUCCCAAUAUACCCACCUAUUUUAGGUGAAGAGUCUAAUGUUACUGAUGUUAUAGAGAAUUUAAAGAAAGCAAUGAGUGUGAAUACUGGUUAUGAAAUAAGCUGAUGAAUUUUCAUUAUAUUAUAAAAGUCCUAUCACUCGAGCAGCAUCUGUGAGGUAUCUUUUUCACCUUAAAAUUUCCCGAAAUAUUUUGCGAAAAAUACCACCAGCGUGCUAGAACCCAUGCUUCCAGAUUUUUGCACACAAUCCUGCCAUUGUCACAUACCUUCAUAUUUUCCAAAUACAAAAUCAUUAUAUUUUAAAACAAAACGUCAUUUUGACUGUUAGGCCCCCCUAUAUAAUAGAAAUAUUUCCCAAAUUCCUUCAACUACUGUUCUGUUGACCGCCCGCCGGUCAGCAGUUUCUUGAAGUGUUGUCGACAGAAGAAUGUUGAAUUGAACAAAUUUUAUUGACAAAAAUCAAAAGGAUUACACAAAGUCAAAAAACAGUGUAUGUGAUUGAAAACAACUGCAGUUACCAACAAUUGCAAAAUGUAUUCAAUAAAUUAAAUCACUUGUAAUUGAAAAUAAAUUCACACCACAUUCGUUUGAGAAAAGUCAAUCAUUGCAGCUAAUUAAAAUAUCUUAUUUCAAUUACUCAUUUCUGGUACACGUAGCAAAUCAUAUGUAGUGGCGAAGGGAAAAGACACAUGUACAUAUGGGAAGUAUGAUAGAAAGGAAUGAUUAAAGGGGGGGGGGGUGGGUGGUGUCAAGGCUGUCUUAAUCAGUAUACACAUUGUUCAUGUACAUAUAGAUGAAUUGAUUCUUUGAAAUCAUUGGAGGCCUACCUGUGUGAAUUCGUGUCCCUAUCUGACAGUAUGAGUUUGUGUUAAUUCAUAUUAUCUUCACCGGCGUGUUGCAAAGUAUUUCAAAAUGAAAAUGAACCGCGUAAUUUAUGAAUUGAAUUGAACAUAUUCUAUUGUCAAGAUGAUAAAGACAAAAGGAUUGGGCACAAGUUCUUUAAAACUUAGAACAGCAUCUCCUAAACAACAAAAUACAAAAAUGUUUACAAUGCAUUAAUUUAUCAUUCGAUUUUGAACAUUAUAAUUCUGGGAAUGUACAUUUAUAAGAAUAGCUAAAUUUGUUCUGGGUGAAAUGUAAAUUCCACUAUUCAUACAGCACCCAUUGUAUGUAAUGAAAUAUGCAUCGAGUAGCCCAAUUCCUUUCUAGAACGACUGCUACGAUUCGAUUCAUCUGUGUCAUGAUGUAUGUUUCUAGAAAGAACACAUCACACAUUACUACUACGGUAUUUUUCUACCACGGAGUAGACAAUACACAGGUACACGUAAUGCAUACAUAGUAAGACUGCACUCGGAGAUCUCGUCAACUCCAGAAAUAUACUUUUUGACGAUCAUAUUUAUUCUCACUUGUAAUCACUCUACAUCUGCUCACUAUUUUAUUAUGUGUUUUUGAAGGAAAAAAGGCAAUAAUAAGCUACACUGCACAUACAUGCAUACUGCUUUAAAUAUAGAGGCGUGCGUAAUUUCUGCGGCGAUAACUGUUUCCAGAUGUGUAUAUCAUCUAAACGAAAAUCUUUCUCGUUAAUUCUAUUUAAAUAUUUGCAUAGAAGUUUAUCAAAUUUUGAUUCUUAGUAAACAUAUACUGGAUGAAUGUACGUGUUAUUGUCCCAUUGAUGAAUCUGGUGCUUUAGAAUGCGAUCGAACGAUAUGACAUACAUCUACAUUCUCUGUGGGUAAUUAAGAUAAUUGUAUCUUCAUUAGAAGAGUAGUGUAGAUUUCAUUGAUCACCACGUAAAACUGUGCGUUGGCUACAGCCUGGUAAAUCGUAUUGUCUUGACGAAUAGCAGGAAUCACUAACCAGGAAUUUCUGAUUACAUACUCCCGUCGGCCCCCCAUUCUUACACUCGCUGUAAAUUCUGGCACAUGAUCAGUUUACAUUAACUGGGGUUUACGUCACCCAAGAGCCGAAUUUGGAAAAUCGGAACUCAAAAUCCGAUGACGUAGAGCGCAAAUACACAUACAGAUGAAGAUAACACAUGUUAAAGGAGGAUACGAAAUAAGAAUACUGCGAAAUGAUCUAAACCCUACACGAGUGAAAAAUCCGCCAUCUUGGGAAGUAUAAAUUACGUACGCAUUGCUUUGAGAAAUACAGACGCAUCUUUAACAUACUUACUAAGUAACUGAUACUUUGUUGGCCAAAAUGACAGACGUAGAGGGGAAAAAAGAAACCUUGGAAUCAAAAGAGGAAGUGAUAUGUCCAGUGUGCUCCAAUUUUGAACCUCAAGCAUGGCGGAAGAACAUGUGUAGAAACUGUUUUCAUGGUCUAGAUGAACAUGGGGCCAAUUCCGAAGAAACUGUUGACAGCAAGACGACAAAGGACAAAAAGCUGGAGAAUGACAAAGUUAAUGAUAUGCAGAAAAAGAAAUUUGAGACGGACACAUCCAAAAAGAAAGGUGAGCCUCCAAAAACAUUACCAAAAUCCAAAAAUCCGAAUUUAUCUGUUGAUAUUUCCAAGAAAGAUACAAGUAGUAGUAUUGGUUAUAGUCCAGUUAGUCCGUUAAAGAAACCAGGAUCUUCAUUAAUCAAAUCACCAGAAGUGAAAGAUGUCAAAACUAAUUCCCCUCUAUCGCCAACAAAGGUGACAGCGGAAUUAAAAUCUAAAGGAAACAUUUCCUCCUCUACAUCUCCAAAGAAUGUUUACCAAAAUAAGUUGGAGACCAAACGAACGGAAAGUUCGAAAGAUAAUGAAAAACAGGUAGCCUCUGCGCCCAGCACAUUAUCGAAAUGGAAGCAAAAUGAAAAUAGAUCAGUAUCAAAAGAUAAAGGGCCAUCUGGAGAGGAAAACAAACAAACUUGUAAACAACAGCUAUCGAAGCCUGAUAAUAAAAAUAAAGUAGAAGAAAAAGCAAGUAAAUUUCAAAGCAAAACUGAUAAGGAUAAGAAAGAACAAAAUGUAAAGACACCAGUCGCGUCAUCGUUAACUAAGGAAGACAACACGCCCAAAUCAAAGACAGAUGAUACGAGCAAAGUUCGACAAUUCGCCAAAACAUUCGGAUCUGACUUGGAAGAGAGCCGAUUUAAUAGCUUGGAGCGCCAGAAGAAGGAGAAAUCAGCUACCAAAACGCUUGCUAAUGAUCAAUGUAAAUCGGGAAUAAAAAAUCAGUCGACUUCCGAGCCAACCCAGAAAGGAACCAUCUCAACGGAUGGUAAGGAGAAAGAGUCGUCUGCUCUUUAUGAGAAAAUCAGUAGAUUCACCCAAUCUGGAUUAAAGAAAGUUGAUAAAAAUGAUAAAUCGUCUGGAUCUUUGGAUAGAAGAAGACAGUCCGAGGACAAAAGUGGUGACAAUGAAUCUUCUGCUGAAGCCGGGCGGAGGAUUGAUGCAGACCUCGAAACAGUAAAAAAGCAACUAAGUGUUCUGGAAAUAAAAUGCAAGUCAUUAGAACAAGAAAACGAUAACCUAAAAACUGGACUGAAAGAGAAAGAAGUUGUUGAAAGUAGCUUAAAGACACAAAAAACAGAAGUCGAAAAUGCUAUUAAAAGUUUGCACGACACGUUGCAAUCUAUGGAGAACAGAUGCAACAAACUUGAAGGAGACAAUUCGACAUUACUUGAUAAGGUAAAGAUACAACAAAAAGAGCAACAAGAAGCCAUGACAGAUGCUAAUAAAACUGAAAUCGAAGAUAUGGAGGUCAAAUUAUCGGAAAGUGAAAAUGACAUUGAAGACAUUAGGACUGAAAAUGAAGAUCUUAAACAAGAAAUUAAUGACCUUAAGGUAGAAAUGGAAGAAAUGUAUGACAGUUUUCGAGAUCAGGAAGCCGAAGAGUUCCGAGAACUCCAAAGAGAACUUGAAAUGACCGCAAAAAAUUGUCGCGUUUUACAAUUCAAGCUACGUAAGGCUGAAAGACGAAGUGAACAGGUAGAAAUUGAUCGUCAAUCAUAUGAGGAGAAACUUCAUUUGUUGCAAAAUCAGUUUGAGGACGCAGAUGCUCGUGCACACAUUAGGAGCAUCGAGGAGGAGUUACGAAUGGCAAAAGAGGUUUCAGUCAGACUCCAUGAUGAACUUGACAUUUUGGACGACAAACGACAGAAAGUAGAAGAAGAUAACAGCCAUCUUACUCGGCUCCUGGAACAGUCCGACAAGAAACAGUUCCGUCUAGAAAUGGAGGUCGACAAACUUCGUGACCAGAUGGCGGAUUUACGGAGGCAAGUGGCAGAAAGAUCGCAAGCUGGCACCCCAGCCACCGAAGAAGCUAAUGAUCGCAAGCAACUUCUAGGAAGAAUAGGAAAACAGGGCAGCCAGGAACAAGAUAUAUCCCAGUUGAUGAAAGAUUUGUACGACAGUAUGGAACGAGAGACGGAUCUCAAAGAUCAACUAAAGUUUGCCGAAGAAGAGACAAAAUCCAUGCGAAAGAAACUAGAGGAACUGGAAGAAGAAAACGACACCCUUAGUCAACAAUUGAAAAAAAUGUCAACCGCUCAUGUCACAAGACGGGAAGAGCCCGCGCAAGGUGCAGUUACUGAAACGGAAGUGGAACUUAAGGUUCAACUGGAUUUAAAUGAACAAGAUCUGCUCUUAUCCAAGAAGAAAAUUCAAGAUUAUGGAAAUGAAAAUGAGAAACUGAAAGAAGAAAUAGCAAAUCUGAAGAAAUUGAUUAAAGAAAAAGAUCAAUUGCUUCAUGUAAUGCCCGAACCGUCUUCACCCAAUGCUUAUUAUGAAGACAAACUGAAAGAGAUGAAUCUAGAAACAGAUGACCUGAGAUGGAGGAUUAUAGAAAAAGAACGGGAAAUUAACUGCUUAUAUGUACAAAUAAGCAAUUAUCAAACAAAGCAAUCAAGCAAAUUGAGAAAAACGGAUUCUUUUGAUAGUGAGUAUUCACAGGUUGUGGAUCUCAAAAAGCACGUAGAAUAUUUAACUCAUGAAAACGCUGAUCUCAAAUACAAAUUAAAAGAGUUGGAGGAAAACCGAAGUCAGUGGUUGCAUAAAAGCAAAAGUCCUAUACGAAUUGAAAGUCAGGUUUUUGAGAGCAGCCGCCAAUCGCCUGCAAAGAGCAAUGUUGAAAUGAUUGGAAAAACAUCUUUAAGUGAUGCUAAUGUAAUGUUUGUAAACUCAAAAGAUGGAAAUUAUUUGCCUACUUCUUCGGAUCAAACAAGUAUAAGUAUUAUUACUGACAAGAACUCGCAAGAUUCCACAGUUUCAGGAAUCUCAAAGGAGGAGAUGGCAAAACAAAAUGACAAUACCAAAAGUUUUGACCAAAAAUUGAAUGCUGUUGAAUUGGAAAACCAAAAUCUGCAAUUGAAAGUGUCGGAACUAAUAAAAGAAAACGAAAUUCUACAGCAGAAGAAUGUAAACAGCACACAAGAAAACGCGCCGAAGAAGGAUGCAACGUAUUCAGAAGGAGAGAGUCGCGAAGAAUUGAUGGACACCAUCUUGGACCUGGAAGAAGAGAUUGAGUCUCUAUCAGAAAAACUAAAACAGAGAGGCGAAGAGACUGCCAGUCUUUUAAAGAAAGAAAAAGAAUAUCGGAGACAAAUUGAGAACAUUGAAGACGACUACCGCAAGAAGGAACUCGAUCUUCUCAACGAUUUGGACUUUGCGCAAGACAAAAAUGAGAUUCUCACUAAUCUACUGGAUAUUGUGAAAGAACGAGCAGACACAGCAGAACGUGAAUUGGAGCGUAUAGCAGCCUCAUUUUCGGUAGCUAGCGAUAUUAGUGGACGCAGUGCAAGAGUAAUCAGCACCUGCAGUGACGUCAGCAUCGGAAGUGACGAAGUGUUUGAUGGGACAUCUCCAGGGGUGUCUCCCGGUUUGUCUCCUGUACUACCCGGCAGUCCAGAAUCACCACUAAAGCGACAAGUUAUCCAGAGAGAUUGGGAUAGCCAGUUUCGCAAAAGGAUUGAUUGCUUGGAACGUCUACUGGCGGAGGAGAGACAAAAACUUGCAGCAACAGAAAAGAAAUUAGCAUUAGUUUCGACAGAGACUAUUUCCACCGCCAUGUCAGACGACGCCAAACUUUUCGCACGGGAGAAGGAACUCCUUCAAGCAGAGAUUUUAGAGGGAAAGAAACUUUUGAAGAUAGCAACAGACCAGAUAAAAGGGUUACGAGAAAGAAUGUUCACUCUUGAAGAAGAGAACCGAUGUCUUCGAGCUAACUUUGCCUCUGAACAGGUUGAAAGUGAGGAGUCAGAAAAUGAAAAGACACCAUCCUACCACAUUGACGAAAAACCUAGCUUUGACGUGGCAGUGAAAGAUGCGUCUAAAACCCAAACCACGUCAGAUAUAUCCAAUUACAGAGAGAGGAUUGCAAGUUUGGAAAAGCAAUUGAAUGAAGUAGGAACACACUGGAGAUCAAAAUGCACCACCAUCGAAAAAGAAAAGAAUGAGUCCCAACAGCGACUACGAGAGUUAACUGAAGAUUCUGAGACACUAAGAGGGUCGCUUAGGGGAUUCAAAGAAGAUGUGUGCAACAAACAAAAACAACUGAGGGAGAUUGAAGAAAAAAUUACAGUUAAUUCAGAUAUAUUAAAACGGAAAGAAGAGAUAAUUAACGAACAAGAAGAGAUUAUCAAACAAAGAGAGGAAGACUUACAAUUACUUCUCGAUCAAAUCUCGCACAAGGAAAUUGAAAUUCGAGAUUUGCGCGAGAAAUUGCAUCCAGUAGAUGAAAAAUUAAAGGAUAAGGAUGAUAUAAUAAAAUCAUUAAAGGACAUAAUAGAAUCAAAGCAAGAUGAAAUCAAUUAUCAAACUGAAGAAAUUUCAGAACUUAAUGAGACAAUUGAAUUAAAACAAAACGAAAUUGACGAACUGUCAGGGAAUUCAAAAGUCAAGAAUGUUACUAAAGCGGAAUGGGAGCAGGACAACAAACAACUUAAAGGUGAUUUGGAAACAAUGGCGUCCAAUCUUGGUAAACUUCACACCGAUAAUUGUACAUUACAAGAAGAGUUGGAGAAAACCAAGCAAGCUCUAAGUGAGGCGAUGGUCCUGUGGAACAAGGAUCGAUCACAGAUUGAAAUAGCUUACAAUGUAGCGAAGGAAAAGUUAAGAAUGUAUGAAGAGACCGCAGCAAAGAAAGAAAGUCAGAUUGUCGCUCUUCUACGUAAGGAGACUCAUAAGUUGUUAGAAAGUAAGGAAAAGACUUCGACAGAAUUUAGGGUCUCAAAAAUUGAACAUGAAGCAAAUAUGAGGACUUUGAAGAGCGAAAAACUUAAAUUACAGGACGAGCUUACACAGAAAAUACGUCAGCUCACAGCUGAAAUGACAUCAAAUGAUAAAAUGAAAGAAGAACUUGAAAGAUUAAGAGCACAAGAGGAAGUGGCUUAUCAAAUUCAAUACCAUGAAAAGGUUCUCCGUGCAGAAUAUCUGGCAAUGAAAGUCAGAUACGAAACAAGAUUAGAGAACCUUCAAAAGGAGCACAUGAAACUUCUUGGCGUUUUAGAUAAACUGCAGCGUGAAAAAGUCCUGAAUCAAGAAAUGAUAAAAGGUGUACAAAAAGGAAUGGGGAAUAUGAAGGAAACAUACACCAAAGACCUGGAACAUUGGAAGGAAGAGAGAAAUGUACUUGAAAAACACAUCAAAGAGAUAGAAUCUAGUCGGAGGCUGGCCAUGGAUCUUGAGGGUAAAGUAGAAGAAUUGAAGCAACAACUGGCUGACCAGGAAUAUGAACGGGCCGAAAUUGUUAACAGAAUGACUACAGAACGCUCAAAAUGGGAAGUGGAACGAUCAGGAAUGCAAAGUUGUAUAAAUCAGCUGGAAGAGAAACUGGAUACUAUCGCAUACUCACAAUAUAAAACUAAAGAUAUGCAGAGUCGAAUGGAAGUUGCAUGGGAAUCCGAGAGAGCAGAACAAAAAAGACUACUUAAUGAAGCACACGAAUUGGCGAUGGACCUGCAAAGGCAACUGAAAUGCCGGGACGACGAGCAUUCUCGAGAACGGAAAGCUUUGCUAGAACAGCUGAAAAAACUUAGGAAGGAACUUGAUGAAGAACAGCUGUUGAGGGAAAAGAGACUUACUCAGAUUGAAUCUAGUAAGAAAGAAAUUGAAGAAUUAAAGAAGAAAUUGAAGGACAUGUGUUGUCGCUCUGAGAAAGAUCAAGAUUCAACCAUGAAAGAAAAAGUUGAUUUGGUGCGUCGCCUGGCAGAAUUUCGACGAAUUCACAAAAGAGACCAGCGACGAAUUGAAGAUGUGUUAUCAGAGCUGACACGCCUGCGGGAGCUUGCCUCGAUAGUAGUUGAUUCUGAACAUCCAGACAUGGAGAAGGAUAUUAUUUCCAGAUUAGAGCAGUUGUCUAAACCGUCCUCGGAAUCCAAAAGGCUGUCCAUCCAUGCCAGUACAGAUCUAAAGCAUAAAAUAAAUGAGAUUGUGAUGCAGUAUAUGAAAGAGUCUUUGAAAGAAAUUCACUUUGCGGCGGAUAAUUUGUCAAGGCCAAGUUCUCGUGGUUCCUCUGAAGAUGAAAGGCGAAGGCUUAGGAGGAGUAUUUCCAGUUCAGAAUUGGACUUCCUAUUAAAAGAUGAAGCAGUUGUUGAUCACCAAAUAGAGACCCUGAAAGACUCCAGGCGGAACACACCAACAAAACAUCAUGAUUUAGUCAGUAAUAGAUUGCGAAAGAAUAUAUGUUCCCAUGGACCUGGUGAUCUUAUAGAUGUGAGGACGGAUGAUUCAGAUACAGAGAUGGUCAUUGACCCGGAACCUGGAACUGUGAGUGAUCGCCAUCAAAGGAUUAUGAUAGAUGUACAUCACGAGGAGGGGGUCUCUUCAAAAUUCCCUGUUCCCCCGCCAUCUUUCUUGGUACCAAAAUCGCAAUACAUGGUAUCUGUUACCUCACAUAGCUCAAAAUCACUUGCAACAACGGUAACGACUACUUCUGCGAGGCAAUUGCCAAACAGUUUAUCUUUGAAUGUGUUAAGCGACAGCUCUGAUGGAACAUCCUCCUUUCCAAGUGUUUCACCAACACACACGCAAAAUAAUUUUGACGUUCCCAAUCCGAAAUAUAAGUCUGAUAUCAAUAUUUCGUCCAAUAGUACACGGGUAUCAAAAGAAGAAGCUCGUCGAAAAUUCUUUGAAAAUUUGGAGGACGUCAAUGGAAAAUCUUCAGAUAGUAAAUCAAUGAGUGAGAACAAUUUGUCGAUAGGAAACAACAGAGUUGUAAUACUUGAAGAUUCGAACAAACAUGAAGGUAUGGAAUAUACAGCAGAAGUAAGCAAGAAACAUGGAUGUUCUUCAAGUGACAGCGAACCGAGAUUAAAUAGAAGUGGAAAUGAUGAAUUGCAUUCAAAGUCAGCACAGCCGAAAAAGAAAAGGAAACUAUUUAAAAAAUCUGUUAGCAUGGAUAGCUCUCCAGUGCAUAGCACGCUAGCAGAUGCUGGGGUUUCCGCUAUAUCUCCCGGCGCUCCGUCGUCCUUGUCUCCUUUUGAACUGUUUGCUGCUGUGAAACGCAGAUUGAAGCCGUCAUUAAAACGAUCGUCUUCACUUACAGAAGGCCGCAAGGGACACUGUUACGAUGAAGGAGACAGGUCGAAGCAUGUUAGUCAUAUCGAUGCGUAUGCCAGUUCGUCGUAUUCAUCCAGGGAUCAGAGCUUGCAAGAAUCGCCUAUAUCAACCCCGACGACAUAUGAAAUACAGACACCAGAUUCAGAGUCACUCAUUCCACCACAUACACCUCCAAUAUCGAUGAUGAACAGAAGAAUAUUACCAAAACUUCAAGAGUUACAUGAAGAUGAUGACGAGCGCAAAAGUCGAAGGAAGAAAAAUGAAAAGAAGAAAAAAUUCCGUUCAAAGUCAGCAGAACGAGCCAAAAGUGGACCUGCCUCCUUAUUACAGGAUGUUGUUUUCCAUGAGGAUCUCGCCACGCCCCUUUCUCAUUCCCCUUUCAGUGAAACAUCCGUUUGAAUACAUGUUUUAAAAUUUGUAUUGAAAAUUUUUGUUUGAAUUCUAUUAGUGACGUUCCAUUCCAUCAUCUAUAAAGUAGGUGUAGUGGAUCUGAAAAUGAUCUAAGCGAUAAGACAUGCAUGCUGCGGUAUCUUUUGCUGAUGCACGUUGUUUGUUACAGUAAUCUCAAUUUACAUCCUUCAGAACAUUGAUUUUUAUUAUUUCUACUUGUGUUUGCAGUAAUUACAAAGUGUGUGUGUUAAUUUUGAUAGAAAAUUCAAAGUUUACUUGGAUUUAUGCUAUUGGCAAUAAGUAAAGUUUGAAAUUCUAUCUAUUCCUCUUGAUUGACAUUUUCGAUCCUUACAUUUCGCGUCGCACAAGAGGCCUUGAUAUACUACGGAGACAUCGGUUGUAUACACAAUGUGUGACCGUGAUGUUUGUAAUUGUUAUUUUCAAUUUUGGUACAUUGUUAUGUUUGAAUAUCACUUUUCCCAAUGCAUACCCCAAAUCAACCAACGAGAAUCUAAACAAAAUGCUUGUUCAAAGUUUUCUUUCAACAUCUGAUGAAACAUUUACAAUUAUUGCUAUGUAGCAUGCUGGAAUUUUGUUGUUUUUGUUCUGUAAGUAUUUGAAAUAGAAAGUCAUAUCGUGAUCGUUUAUUAUUGAUGUUUUCAGAAUAGAUAUUUUGAAAUGCUUGUUACUAACGUUUUUCAAUACUUUAAGCAAUGAUUGCUGAUAAUACAGUAUGUAGUGUAUAUAUAUAUAUAUAUAUAUAUAUAUAUAUAUAUAUAUAUAUAAACAGUUUACAUGUUCCUGUUGGUACAUUUAUGAAGCGAAUAAUUGACUACUCUGUAUAAUAUAUAUUCCUGGCAGUGAUAAUUUUAGGGAGAAAAACUUUAACAUUGAAGUAAGUAAACUAGAGAGAUGUAUUUUGAUAUUUGUCACAGGAAUAGUUUUUACUUACCGGUAUUUAGAACACGGUGAAAAUGUAUAAUAUGUACGACUGUAUUUAAUUAAAAUGAAACUUUGAUAUG
Molecule: messenger RNA, 13488 nt
Organism: Ostrea edulis (European flat oyster)
Lineage: Eukaryota; Metazoa; Mollusca; Bivalvia; Ostreida; Ostreidae
Product: interaptin-like
Exons: 19
Coding region: 4793-12475 (2560 amino acids)
Source: RefSeq, a predicted model, not a curated record